Messenger RNA from Solanum lycopersicum (tomato), 2059 nucleotides. Its product is annotated as peptidyl-prolyl cis-trans isomerase CYP59. NCBI's taxonomy places the organism in Eukaryota, Viridiplantae, Streptophyta, Magnoliopsida, Solanales, Solanaceae. Gene Ontology annotation, biological process: protein peptidyl-prolyl isomerization. Gene Ontology annotation, cellular component: nucleus. The record is from RefSeq and is a predicted model, not a curated record. Gene Ontology annotation, molecular function: zinc ion binding; peptidyl-prolyl cis-trans isomerase activity; RNA binding.
AUUCUCGAUUUGGUGCUCUCUUUACCUCAAUAUUCCCAGAGCCUGCUGAACCCAAAACCCCUCUUCCCCAGUCUUCAAUCUCCUUUCUUCCUGAGAAAAAUGUCAGUGAUGAUAGUCACAAGUUUGGGAGAAAUAGUUAUUGACUUGUUUACGGAUCGCUGCCCAUUGACAUGCAAGAAUUUUUUGAAGCUGUGCAAGAUUAAGUAUUACAAUGGCUGCCUUUUCCACACGAUUCAGAAGGAUUUCACUGCGCAGACCGGAGAUCCCACUGGAACAGGAUCUGGGGGCGAUUCAGUUUACAAAAUUUUAUACGGUGACCAGGCUCGGUUCUUUGGAGAUGAGAUUCAUUUGGACUUGAAGCAUUCAAAGAUGGGAACUGUCGCCAUGGCUAGCGCUGGGGAGAACCUAAAUGCUUCUCAGUUCUACAUCACACUGCGUGAUGAUCUCGACUACCUUGAUGGGAAGCACACCGUUUUUGGAGAGAUGGCAGAAGGGCAGGAGACGUUGGAUAGGAUAAAUGAAGCUUAUGUGGACGGGAAGGGCAGGCCAUUUAAAAAUAUCCGAAUCAAACACACUUACAUAUUGGACGACCCUUUUGAUGAUCCUCCCCAACUAAGCGAAUUGGUUCCAGAUGCUUCACCUGAAGGAAAGCCAAAAGAUGAGGUUGAAGAUGAUGUACGACUAGAAGAUGAUUGGGUGCCUAUGGAUGAGCAACUAGGCAUGCAAGAACUUGAGGAGGUUCUGCGUGCAAAAGAAGCACAUUCGCGAGCAGUAGUACUUGAAAGUGUAGGGGAUAUUCCUGAUGCUGAGAUAAAGCCGCCUGACAAUGUGCUUUUUGUAUGUAAAUUGAAUCCAGUUACUGAAGAUGAAGAUCUGUAUACAAUCUUUUCACGCUUUGGUACCGUGACAUCUGCUGAAAUAAUUAGGGACUUCAAGACUGGGGAUAGCCUCUGCUAUGCUUUCAUUGAGUUUGAGGACAAAGAGGCCUGUGAACAAGCAUAUUUUAAGAUGGAUAAUGCUUUAAUUGAUGAUCGAAGGAUACAUGUUGAUUUCAGCCAGAGUGUUGCAAAGUUGUGGUCCCAAUAUCGACGCAAAGACCAAACGGGUAAAGGAAGAGGUUGCUUCAAAUGUGGUUCUCUUGAUCACAUGGCUAAAGACUGCACUGGUGAUGCCACCAAACAGCAGUCGAACUACAUUCUAAAAGAAGAAGACAACAAGCAGCACGGUGGAGACGGUAACUCAAGGUAUGAGAUGGUAUUUGAUGAAGAUGCUGCUGGAAGUCCAAAAAGAAAUAAGAGGGGAAGAGAAUUUGAAGGUGGAAAACAUUACGAGAAUCAGAAUCCUAAACGUAGAGAACUUGAAGAUGAUGGAGCCAGGAAGGAUAGAAAAAGAGAUGGAUAUGAACGGCAUAGGCUGGAGGAUAGAAGUAAUGAUUAUAGAACUGAAGAGAGGCAUCGUGGAAGUGGGAUGAGAGCAAGUGGAGAGAAGGAAAGGGAUUACAGGGGUCGGAACGAUCUGGAUUAUAGAAGAAACACUAAUUAUGAUAACCGUAAGGCUGGGGGGGAGAGACAAGACCAUGAUAAGAGACCUGCGGAUAAUGUGAGGCAUGUGGACAAGGAUUAUCGGGGGGAGAGAGAAAAGAGGGAUCGGAGAGAUGAGGUGGAAUAUGAUGGUGGUCAUGCAGAUGAAGUUAGGUACAAAGACAAUUCACAGAAUAGAGGAAGAGGGGAAGAGCAAGAUAGAGGAAAACGAAGGUCAGAGGGUGAUGAUGCUCGUGCUCGUGACCGUGACCGUGAUCGCUACCGUGAUCAUGACCGUCGUCGUGAUCGACCUCGUGACCAUGAUCGUGGCAGAAGGAAUUAAGUCGGUGAAAAUCAUUCACUUGAGCCUGGAGAACUUGGCUAGAUAAUGAUAUUUCAAUGUAUGAUGUGUUUGUGCUUUGACACUCUUUUUUGGUGUAUGUUGUAUGAAUUAGUCAUUGCACUUCAAAGGCCCGUAAAAAGAGCUUAGUAAACAACGAUUUUCCUGAAUGAAAAAUGCGUACACAUAUGAACUGAAA